CGCCCCCAGCCGCUGCCGCAGCCGCAGCCGCCGCCGCCGCGUUUCCUCACAGCCGGAGCCGGAUCUCUGUGGCAGGACGGUUCAGAUUUCUCCAGACAGCACUUUGGGGAAGGAUUGGAUAAAGGAUGAAAACGCUUAUUCUACAGCUUGAAUGCGGUGGCUGGGCUUACCUGCCUCUCUGAGGUCAUAGGAAACCCCGCCAUCACCUUGAUACUGCUUUUUGGACAUCAUGAGGCAAGAAUAGUAAUCUCUCCCCCCCAUUUUCACAAUGGAGGACUCGGGAAAGACUUUCAGCUCCGAGGAGGAAGAAGCUAACUAUUGGAAAGACCUGGCUAUGACCUACAAGCAGAGGGCAGAGAACACGCAAGAGGAACUCCGAGAAUUCCAGGAGGGAAGCCGAGAAUAUGAAGCUGAAUUGGAGACGCAGCUGCAACAGAUUGAAACCAGGAACAGGGACCUGCUGUCAGAAAACAGCCGCCUUCGCAUGGAGCUGGAAACCAUCAAGGAGAAGUUUGAAACGCAGCAUUCUGAAGGCUACCGGCAGAUCUCAGCCUUAGAGGAUGACCUUGCCCAGACAAAAGCCAUUAAAGAUCAACUUCAGAAAUACAUCAGAGAGCUGGAGCAAGCCAAUGACGACCUGGAAAGAGCCAAACGGGCCACGAUCAUGUCUCUUGAGGACUUUGAACAGCGCUUGAAUCAAGCCAUUGAAAGAAAUGCCUUCCUGGAGAGUGAACUGGACGAGAAGGAGAAUCUCCUAGAAUCUGUUCAGCGACUAAAGGAUGAAGCCAGAGAUUUGCGGCAAGAAUUGGCUGUGCAGCAAAAGCAGGAGAAACCCAGGACCCCCAUGCCCAGCUCUGUGGAAGCUGAAAGAACGGACACAGCUGUACAGGCCACUGGUUCCGUGCCGUCCACCCCCAUAGCUCAUCGAGGACCCAGCUCUAGCUUAAACACACCUGGGACGUUCAGACGUGGUAAGGAGGAUGGGAAUCAGGAGGGUUCUCUUGGCUUCACAAAGCUUUCCUGGGUGAGAACCGGGGCGGGUCCUGGGUGA
This is a messenger RNA of Physeter macrocephalus (sperm whale), 1051 nucleotides long. It is a transcript of the gene NDE1, whose product is annotated as nudE neurodevelopment protein 1. The transcript is spliced from 7 exons. Gene Ontology annotation, molecular function: microtubule binding. Gene Ontology annotation, cellular component: kinetochore; kinesin complex; centrosome. The record is from RefSeq and is a predicted model, not a curated record. The coding region runs from base 269 to 1051 and encodes 260 amino acids. NCBI's taxonomy places the organism in Eukaryota, Metazoa, Chordata, Mammalia, Artiodactyla, Physeteridae. Gene Ontology annotation, biological process: establishment of mitotic spindle orientation; vesicle transport along microtubule; microtubule nucleation.